Molecule: messenger RNA, 750 nt
Organism: Miscanthus lutarioriparius
Lineage: Eukaryota; Viridiplantae; Streptophyta; Magnoliopsida; Poales; Poaceae
Source: the annotation of a GenBank genome assembly
AUGGCGUGCGCCAUCCUCCGCCGCGCGCGCUCUCUCACCGCCGCCGUCGCCCACGCGACCCCCCGAGUUGCUGCCGCCUUCGCUUCCGCUUCCGCUUCCACUUCCUCCUCAUCCUCCGUCGUCGCGCCUCUGCGCUCCCCACUAGAUGACCGCCUUCUCCGCCUCCUCCGCUCCGAGAUCACCUACCUCGCGGAGCGCCGCCCUCCCUACCCGCCGCCGAGUAGCUUCAAGUCGUUUGCCGUGGAGGACCGCCCGGGGGAGCAGUGGGUGCGCCUCCGGGCCGCGCGCACCAGCGCGGGAGCCGGAGCCGAGGAGGUAAAGGUCGAGGCCACCAUGUUCGACGGCGCCGCGGAGCCUGUCCCCGACGACGCGCCCCUCUUCCGCCGCGUCGAGUCGCUCGAGCGCGGGCCCCGCCUCCACCUCAGCCUCAUCGUCGAGGUCACCCGGGGCGAGCGCGUCCUCGGCUUCAUCUGCUCCACCUGGCCCGACGACCUCGCCGUCCGCCACGUGCUCACCCUCAAGGCUGGCGGCAGCGGCGGUGGUGGUCGUGGUGGGCGCGAUUUCGAGAAACUGGGGGCUGAGGAGAGGGAAGCGGUGACGAAGUUCUUGAAGGAGAGGGAGGUGGACGACGAGCUCGCCGGAUUCUUACACGACUACAUGGCAAACAAGGAGAAGAUGGAGCUGCUCCGGUGGUUGAAGACUAUCGAAUCAUUCCUUAACAAGUGGGAUAAGAACGCACACAGCAGGUAA